AUGGCUGAGUCCUUUUCUGUCACCUUUGUUGCGCCUGACGGCAGCGAGCGAGUGCUUGGAGUGCCGGAGGACGAGUACAUCCUCGACCGGGCUGAGGAGAAGGGCAUCGAGCUGCCCUACUCCUGCCGCGCCGGAGCGUGCUGCGAGUGCAUCGGCAAGGUGAUCGAGGGUGACGUCGACAAUUCGGACGCAGCCUUUUUGGACGAGGAUCAGCUGGAAGAAGGCUGGCGCCUGCUCUGCACGGCAUACGCCACGACCGAUGCCAAAGUCUUGACCCACCAGAAAGAGGAGUUUCUCGGCCUUUAG
Emiliania huxleyi CCMP1516 is the source of this 306-nucleotide messenger RNA. RefSeq lists its product as hypothetical. The coding region runs from base 1 to 306 and encodes 101 amino acids. The transcript has 2 exons. NCBI's taxonomy places the organism in Eukaryota, Haptophyta, Isochrysidales, Noelaerhabdaceae. Gene Ontology annotation, molecular function: 2 iron, 2 sulfur cluster binding; electron transfer activity. Gene Ontology annotation, biological process: electron transport chain. The record is from RefSeq and is a predicted model, not a curated record.